CCAUCGGCGGGAAAAAUCGGAAAACCUCCUUGGAAGUUGGAAGAGGCACCGGAGGCACUUCUGGCCAGUUUAGGUGGUGUGGGCGGUGUGGGUAGCAGACCAGCAGAUAACAACUCAGCAGCGUUGUCAGUAUCCCGAAAGUGCAGGAUGAACCGAAAGUCUGGGUUUGGUCUACGCGGCAGGCGCAGCAGCUCCGCAAAUGCCUUCACACCUCGCUCAUUGAUACCAAGGCGGACAUCGUCUAUUGGGGAUCUCCGAUCCUCCGGUGGCGCUUCCCUAGCGUCGGGCCCAGGAAGUAGGCACUCAAAUUUGCGUGGGAACCGUGGCAGCAUCGGGAGCGCGGCUUCGAGCGGCCGCUUCAGUCGUGGUCCCCAGAAGAGUGUGAAAGAUGAGAGGCCACUUGCAGACAAGGCGUACCAGGCAGAGUGUGCAGCGAAGCUUUCCGAGUUUCUGCAGGUUCACGGGUACGCCAAUCAGUGUACUUCGAAGCAGCUGCUGAGGAUGUCCACCAAGGAUUUCGAACAAAUAUUUCAAUUUUUGGUGACAUUCUUGGAUCCCAAGUUCACGAUAGCCGGCAAAGUGGAGGACGCAGCGUUGCAGUGCCUCAAGCGCCUGGGAUACCCCUACACCCUGUCCAAGAGCAUGCUCAUGGGGAUUGGGUCCCGCCUCCCCCAAGCGUUGGCAGUCAUCAUGUGGCUGUACGACAUCGUCAGUUACUAUGCAGAGGUGGACGUCAUAGAUCAUCUUUUUGGAAGGCAGCCAGGCUCUGGAAAUGAUGAUGCCCCGGGCCAUUACGCUGCGGACCUGCUGCUCAAUUGCCUGGACAAUCCUGAUGCUGACGACUCGGAUUGCGAAAGAUUUCUUCAGUUGCUCGCAGCGCAACAAGUACCACAGGAGGACGACCAACUCGACGAGGACAUUGAGAGGGAGCGGAAAGUUCUGGCAGAUAUGGAGGCACGUGUGGCCACGUACGAGGAAGUCCAGAUGGAGCUCAAAGAGACUCGUACCAAGAUACAAAACUAUGACCUCUAUUUCGAAAAGAUGAUGCAGCACUGCGAAGCAACAAAGACUGGCAUACAGGAGGCUUCUAAAUCUCUCGCAGAUUCCGAGGCGGAGAAAGUGAUGUUGAAGGCCGAGCUCUGCGAGCUUCGGUCGGUGCUUCAGGAACAAAUUCAGAGGCAAGAGGACGAGGUGACCUUGAACGCAAAGAGGUCCGAACUGCAGGACAACAUCAGGCGAAGGAGGAACCAGAUUGAAGCCCUGAAGGAAGAGCACAUCGAACUGCAGAUGGGCUGGAAGAAGGAGCACGAGAAGCUUCAAGAUCUGCGUGAGGAUGGGGCAGGAGUGUUGAAGCUUCUUGAGAAGCCUGUGAGCAGUGUUCUGCGGGGCCAGCAGAGUGCAGUGCUUCAGGACUUUGACCUGCGCCCAGUGUUCACCGAAGAAGACUUGCAGCAGCAGGAAUCCUGCAACGAGGCUGCGUCUGCUCAGCUCUCGCAGCUGAUGACGCGGGUGGAAGAGAAGCUCUGUGCCCACAUCAAGAAUGAAAAGGAGCUUUUUGAGAAGUACGAGUUCGACAUAGAGAAUAUCACUAUGGAGCUCAGAUCGGACCAGAGGAUAGCAGAGAAGAGCAAAGCCUGUGCAGAAGCUGUCGUAAAGCAACUCCGAGACGAGCAGGAAGCAGUCUACGAGCAGUAUGAGAAAGCCUUGGCCGAGAUUGCAGAACUUUCCGCCCAGCAGAGGACACGCCAGGCAAUGCAGGAGGAGGAUGUCGGCCACAAAAAGAGCCUCCUGGAGAGUGCCAAGAGAGACCUGGAAAAGGCACAAAAAGAAUAUGAAGACGGCCUAAACAAUUGCCAGAAGAGGAUGGAAAACACCAAGAGGCUGUCCAAGGAGCAGACGAGAGAGUUCCUGCAGAUGCUGGCCGACAUCAAGAAAGACCUCGUUGCUGAAGAGCGUGAGAUUGAGGCCAUGAGAAAAGUUAUGAAGAAGAAAUAAGGCCUGCUCGUUUUAUCGCACUGCAUGGCGUUCUCAAGCGAUAUUCGCACGUAAAUGAAUUUGUAUAAAUAAACCAAUAAACAGAGGAGUGCAUCAAAACUUUU
Ixodes scapularis (black-legged tick) is the source of this 2099-nucleotide messenger RNA. RefSeq names its product kinetochore protein NDC80 homolog. Gene Ontology annotation, cellular component: Ndc80 complex. The record is from RefSeq and is a predicted model, not a curated record. The coding region runs from base 148 to 1995 and encodes 615 amino acids. The transcript has 15 exons. Lineage: Eukaryota; Metazoa; Arthropoda; Arachnida; Ixodida; Ixodidae. Gene Ontology annotation, biological process: attachment of mitotic spindle microtubules to kinetochore.